Protopolystoma xenopodis is the source of this 441-nucleotide messenger RNA. The record is from the annotation of a GenBank genome assembly. NCBI's taxonomy places the organism in Eukaryota, Metazoa, Platyhelminthes, Monogenea, Polystomatidea, Polystomatidae.
AUGUUGGUUGGAAUGCUUGGAUUUGUUGGAUUUUUCUUUUUUUCUUCAGUGAUUUUUCACCGAGCAGACUACUUAGAUGGAGGAACUUGGCAUUCGUCAUUCAUUGUGGACGAACGUGAAUGGGAGCUGGAAGCUGGAAGCAGCUUUGCACGGCAUAAAUUUUGCGAUAUUACCGAGACGAGACGCUGGAUCAGUUUUUUGUUGAAGUGGACGGCCUUAUUUUCAUCGCGGAAACAGGUCAUUUCACGUCAUAAAAGAAUAACACCACCGCGAUGGUGGCAAUCAGCAUUAUCAUUUCGUACGGAAUACCGACUAAUGGGCUUUGAGCCAAGUCUCUGCCUCGUGAUGGAUGAUGGGCGAGCGAUCGGGACGAGAACCAACCACUUAACGUUCCGGUUGAAAUUGCUGAACAAACCGGCUGAACUAAAAGAACCAAAUUGA